CCUCCCUCCCUCUCUCACAAAAGUUAGCUGGAGUAGGUUCUAAGUUCUGACGCUCCCUUUCUCCUUCUAUAUAAAGCUCCUUCUUCGAGCGAGAUUCUCGUUUCCUGAGCUACUUAUUUUCCUGCGAUCUCUCUCCGUCUUCGGAGAGAUCUAAGCUCUUCAAUCACCCCAAGGUUGUUUAGUCGCAAUCCUCAAUCAUGGCUACAGGAAACCUGUUCUCGAAAACCACGCAGGCAUUGUUCUACAACUACAAGCAACUGCCAAUCCAAAGGAUGCUUGAUUUCGACUUCCUUUGCGGGAGGGAAACGCCUUCUGUUGCGGGGAUAAUUAAUCCUGGCGCGGAGGGGUUUCAGAAACUGUUCUUUGGUCAGGAGGAAAUUGCCAUCCCAGUUCACCCGAGCAUUGAAGCUGCUUGCAGUGCACACCCAACUGCUGAUGUUUUUAUCAACUUUGCAUCAUUCAGGAGUGCAGCUGCUUCUUCCUUGUCCGCUCUGAAACAACCUACAAUUCGAGUUGUAGCUAUUAUAGCUGAAGGUGUCCCAGAAGCAGACACAAAGCAGCUCAUUUCCUACGCACGAGCUAACAAUAAGGUUGUUAUUGGUCCUGCUACAGUCGGUGGCAUUCAAGCCGGGGCCUUCAAAAUUGGAGAUACUGCAGGAACUAUUGACAACAUAGUUCAAUGCAAGCUUUACAGACCUGGCUCUGUGGGAUUUGUUUCCAAAUCAGGAGGCAUGUCAAAUGAGCUCUACAACACAAUUGCACGUGUGACAGAUGGCAUUUAUGAAGGUAUUGCAAUUGGGGGGGAUGUUUUUCCUGGUUCAACUCUUUCUGAUCAUAUUUUGCGGUUCAACAAUAUACCGCAGAUCAAAAUGAUGGUUGUGCUUGGGGAACUUGGUGGACGUGAUGAGUACUCUCUCGUAGAGGCCCUGAAAGAAGGAAAGGUUCAGAAGCCAGUUGUUGCUUGGGUUAGUGGAACCUGUGCUCGCCUCUUCAAGUCAGAAGUGCAAUUUGGUCAUGCUGGUGCUAAAAGUGGUGGCGAAUUGGAAUCUGCACAAGCAAAAAAUGAGGCUCUACGUCAAGCAGGAGCAGUUGUUCCAACUUCAUAUGAAGCACUAGAAAGUGCAAUAAAAGAAACAUUCGAGAAACUUGUUGAAGAAGGGAAGAUAACCCCUGUAUCAGAAGUUACACCUCCUCAAAUCCCCGAGGACCUGAGCACGGCAAUCAAAAGUGGAAAAGUCCGUGCCCCGACACAUAUCAUCUCCACGAUCUCUGAUGACAGAGGUGACGAACCAUGUUAUGCUGGUGUGCCAAUGUCAACCAUUAUUGAACGAGGUUAUGGUGUUGGUGAUGUGAUAUCUCUUUUAUGGUUCAAACGUAGUCUUCCCCGUUAUUGUACACAAUUCAUUGAGAUCUGUGUCAUGUUGUGUGCUGACCAUGGGCCUUGCGUUUCGGGUGCUCAUAACACUAUUGUGACAGCAAGGGCUGGAAAAGAUCUAGUUUCCAGCCUUGUCUCAGGACUGCUUACAAUUGGUCCUCGAUUUGGUGGUGCAAUUGAUGAUGCCGCUCGAUACUUUAAGGAUGCUCAUGACAGGGGUCUCACGCCUUAUGAGUUUGUUGAAAGUAUGAAAAAGAAAGGCAUUCGUGUACCAGGGAUUGGUCAUAGGAUCAAGAGUAGAGACAACAGAGACAAGAGAGUGCAGCUUCUGCAAAAAUAUGCGCACACCCAUUUCCCUAACGUGAAGUACAUGGAAUAUGCUGUUCAAGUUGAGACCUACACGCUGUCAAAAGCCAACAACUUGGUUCUGAAUGUUGAUGGAGCAAUUGGAUCUCUUUUCCUUGAUCUUCUUUCAGGCAGUGGAAUGUUCACCAAGCAAGAGAUUGAUGAAAUAGUUGAUAUCGGAUAUCUAAAUGGGCUCUUUGUGCUAGCACGUUCAAUUGGUCUUAUUGGGCACACUUUUGAUCAGAAGAGGUUGAAACAGCCACUCUACCGCCACCCUUGGGAGGACGUCCUGUAUACGAAGUGAUCAUUCUUUUUGAUUCCUUGUGCAACAGCAGUAGUGUUCCAAAUUCCCCCCUACGUUUUCAUUGUUAUUGUCGUAGGGACUCAGGGAAGUUGUAUGUCAAUUGCGGCACUGCAGAUAAUAUUUGACUAUUUUUUCUGUAAGCCUAUUUGAUCAAUUUAGUUAUUAUGUAUCUCAUGUCAUAGCUCUCUGCC
Molecule: messenger RNA, 2215 nt
Organism: Asparagus officinalis (garden asparagus)
Lineage: Eukaryota; Viridiplantae; Streptophyta; Magnoliopsida; Asparagales; Asparagaceae
Product: ATP-citrate synthase beta chain protein 1
Exons: 17
Coding region: 198-2024 (608 amino acids)
Biological process (GO): fatty acid biosynthetic process; tricarboxylic acid cycle; acetyl-CoA biosynthetic process
Cellular component (GO): cytosol
Molecular function (GO): ATP citrate synthase activity
Source: RefSeq, a predicted model, not a curated record